AUGGAUGACCGUUCAAGUGAUGACGAGUCGGUGGUCACAAACACUACUGUCGAUUCUGCUGGCUGCUCUCCACGACAACUCUUCAAGGGAUUAAACAUGCUGCGUGUUAACACUCAAGAGAUGGAGAACCUUAUAUCCGAUGGAAGAUCUUGUUCUCCGGUGAUACCCAGCCAAAUUGUUACAGCUCCUAUUCUUACCAGUCAGUUGACAGAGCCACUAUUCUCUGAUCUCACAGAUGAGGAAUCAACCUGCUCGCAGUCGCUUUUCAUCACAGACACAACAAACCACAGUAAUCAGACUCGAGUGAUACGCAGUGAAACCAAAGAACUGAGAUGCCAAAUAUCUCAGGAAAACCCCCAGCAAGCAGGUUUCAAUCAAAGAACAGAAAGAGAAAUCCUGUCAUCACACAGUCUGUUACCUUUGCUUCGUGAUCAAACUGAUAUGGUUGCUGUUUGUAAGUCUGCUUUGUCUGUCAGAGAGGUUGAAGACAGUUUAACAGAUUCUGACGCAACUCGACUGGAAACUGAUCUUGAAGUUUCUCCUAGUCCAAACGGUAAAUCAUGUAGGCCAGAUGCUGAGUUCGGAACACAGGUUAAUUACGUUCCUGGAACAACCAGACAUGCAGGAGAAGACUUUCCUCAUAGUGCUCAAUGUAAUGAUACACAAGAUGUAGGCUUCUCACAGAUGUCUGCCAUGACAUUUACAUUUCCUGAAUUUGAGUUAAAUCAACAAUUUAAGGACGAUGCCAAGAGAAAAUCAGGUAACCAGGAUAAGUUACAUAGUGGGCUUGAUGAACAUAACAGUAUCAACAACAGGACGGCUGACUGUAGAAAAACAUGUAUUGCCAGAGAUUCAUCAUUUACAUCAAAGUCAUUUGUUCCUCCCUUUAAGAAAAUGUGCCGAUCUACGAACCAAAAGAUACAGGACAUGAAAGUCAGUAAUGAUUGCCCUCAGAAAUUACCAGAACAGCAGCACAGAAUGUGGAAUAAUUCAAGUUUAAACACUGAUGACGUAAAUAAAAAUGUCCCAUCGGACAAUGACUAUUCCACUGCUUUCCAACCCAGCAGUAACUGUCAGACAUUUGAUAAUGACUUGAAUAAAGUGAGUCAAGUGAUGACGUCCAUGUUGAGCAAUAUAAAUGAUUCACAAGUUUCGACCAUGUCUUCCAAAUCUCUCUUUAGCAGCAGUGUACCAUCCGAAUCUGAAUCGAGCAAACCGUGUGAUCAUGUGACUGAUGCUGGUAAAGCACUGACCUCUGAAAGAGGUGAUUUAGAGCUUGGUGACCGUAAUGACCGGAUGUGUUGGUCAGUACAUGAGACAAUGGCCAAAGACAAAUACACAGACAUUUCACAAAGUUCUGCUGUGAAUGGAAAACCAGAACAACUGGAGAACGAUGAGCUGAAGGGUUGUAUGGUUUCUGUUUCAGAUAAUACUGAUUUAGGCCAGAUGUCUCAACCUUUCAGUGACAAUAAGAAUACAAGUGGAGAAUCAAGUGAUGUCAGUGAUCCACAAAAAUUAAAGAAAUGCAGUGAUUCUUCGUCCUCAAUAGAUACCUUUUACAAUAGAGCUAGACCUGAUAUCAAACCAACAAUAGAUGUGAAGAGUACAAAGCUAAAGGGAUCACCAUUUACUACAAAAGACUCCAACUUCAAAGGUAGUAUUGAAGGUAGAAGUGAAGUUCCAUUUUCAUUGCUCAUUCGUUCACAAGGCAACUUGUCUGCAGAAGUCUCACAUCUCAUGGAGCCAACUACAGAAUCACCAUUUGAUUUCAAUGAAAAUAACUGUAUAUCAUCUGUAACCGAGAAGCCAUUUUGUAGCACUAGCAUCAAGAAGACUCUUCUUACCCAUGAACGGAUUGGUGAUCAAUCUCAAACAUGUUUUAGCAGCAGUUCAUCCAUUACCAAGUCACCACAAUCAAAGAGAUCUUUGACUAGUGUUACAGAAUCCAAGAAAAAAUCUAAUGGAAGGAAAAAUAUACACACUCUUGAUGAAAGAGGAGCUUCUGAAGAGAAGUGUAUGAGCAGUUUUACAACUGCACGUGGACCACCAGAACAGGGUACGGACAAAUAUUAUGCAGAGGCUGAGUCUGAAGAUAAAGCUUGUGAUAAAUCAAGAUGUCAGUCACAAAAGUUAAACAGGAUGACCAGUGACAAAUCCGUUGUUUUACCUGAUCAAAGUGAAAAGAAACUGUUGAGUGAGAUGACGGCUCAGUACACCGAGAUGGCUGAACAGUUGGAGAACAGAAACCCAGACAAAAAAAUAUUCGAAUCUAUAACACAAAGAAUUAAAGGACUGCAAGUGAAAAUCUUAAAACUUAGUGAGUGUCAUAAACAUGAACGGGCAGACAUGAUGGUGAAAAUUCAGAAAGGUGUUAUGUCAAAGUUUGAAAAGCUUCAACUAAAAUCUGUCAUGCAGGACCUCGCUGAACGUCAAAAACACCUCAUUGAGAUUGUUAAAAACCACAAAGACAUAAACACCAAACUGAAAUCUCUCUCAGUUGAAGCUCUCUCUGGACCUUCCACUAGUUUUUCUCAGGAGAAAAGAAGUACUCUUUCAUCAGACCAAGUACCUACAUCUAGCCAGGCAAGCAAAAGCAGCAUUCUUCAAGAUCAGAUUAAAGUGAAGAAUAUUUCUGGAGAUAAAAAUACGAGAACUUCUGAUGUAGGAGUAAUGGUUGGUGAAACCAACUUACCAUCUAGUGAUGAGAAGUUAAUGAGACAUCUUAAACAAGUGGACUACAGUUCAAAGACAGACACUUUGGAAGUAACAGCACAAAAGAAUGACUCUACAUCUACUGGCAGCUUGAGGGCAUAUUCUAAUGCUACCAAGAAAUCAACAACACCUAGAAAGAAUGUUGUUGAUUUAAUUGAUGAUGCUGUAUGGUCUUCGACUUUGAACAAACUACCACACACUUCUGUUCCCUCUUCUGUUCAUGAUGAUUGUGUGUCUAGGACAUUUACUUAUUCCACUGCAAACAGCGAUGGAUUGGAGAAGCUUGUGGAAGAGUCGCUGAAAACAAGCAGUCCUGAGGACCAUGCUGAGAAAUUGCAGUCAAAAAUGGCUGCAAAACAAUCUGUAAAAGAACAAGAAGAAUUGCCCUCUAAGGUAUCUUUGAAUGAAAACAGCCAGAAACUUCUUGAUGACAUUUUCUUUACAAAUAGAACUGAACCACAUCAUCAUGAUAAUACUGAAGUGAAAGUGAGCAGCAAACUGGAAGAUAACUUUGCUGGGAGUCAGGUUAUAGCUGGGCAGAGACUAAAUGGAACAUGUUCUGGAACUGAAGUCAAUACUGGCAACAAACUAAGUAGUAUGACCUAUGGAAGGCAAGUUAAUGUGAAAGCAGAUUGUAAUGAAAAACCUGGAACCCAAGUUAAUAUUGUCAACAAGCUAACUAGCAUGACCCAGGCAAGGCAAGUUAAUGCUGGUACAGAUUGUAAUGCUGAAUAUUUUGUUGCAGCUGCUGAGCAGACUUGUAAAGAUGUCCAGUCAGAACCAAGUAAUAACAAGUCUCAGGGUGUGCCGAAAACACAGAAUCAAGUAAUUGUUGAUGUGUCGGAGCAGCUUGAGCAGACAUGCAAACGACAGAUUGAACAGCCCAGUAUUUCUGUUCAGCUGAAAAGAACCAAAAUAGAGGACAAAAAUGGGACAAUUCUGGAUGUCUUUGUUAUCCAGGAUCCUCGGAGCAGCAGUACAUGCAACACAACAACUGUAGAGAUGCAAGCUAAACCUGAUAUUUCAAAGUCACAGAAUGAAAAUGUGGAAACAAAGGCAGCAGAUUUUGAUGCAAGGGAGACAACUGAAAUCUCAACAGAUGGUAUACUUUCUGAAGUGAAACUGAAAAACUCUGUGAACAUCAGUUCCAAUAAAACUGUCGGCCAUGAUGCAGAACAAAACCAGUAUUCUAAGAAUAACACUCAAUCAAACUGUUCCCCAAGUCUGGUUAUCUCCCCUGUUUGUCACAAACCAUCAGUAUUCAAAUCUCCCGAGCAGAUAGUUCCGACUUCUGAAGCCUCCACGACCGUCUCCCCAUGUUCUACGGCAGUUAGCAGCGACGUUUUUCCUGUGACGUGCACAGAACUUGCUCGGAGGAUGAAAGCAAGAGCCACAAACCAAAGCCGCGCCCCAUGUCUGACACAAAACAGAAGCACUCUGAAGGCUAGUCACAUUGCCCCAGCUGAAAAGUCGUUAAUGCCACCUGAUCCAGUGAACUUUUCGGCCAAGUCUCCAUGUUUGAAAGAUCUUGUUUGUGCUGGUUUAGUGAAACCGGGUCGCCACGUGCUCCAUGUCAACACAAAGGAAGGGAAAAUCUGGGCUGAUGCCACAAAUGGUGGCCUGAUACGUGGACGAGAAGGAAAGAUCUUCCGAACUCCGUGUGCGUGGAUGUCGGCCAUCACAGGCUGUGUGGUGAAGAAAAAAGCUCCAGUUUACCAACAGAUUCAUUAUUUGAAUAAAUCCUUAUCUGAGUUGAUAAGAGAGCUGGCUGUGACUAAGAAGACAAUGGUGGACUCUACAUCACCGAUAGCCAAAUCAACUCAGUGUGCUACUGACAGGCCAGUGAAGACUAGUUCAUCAAAAGAAAACCAGUCUGACGUACCCUCACCCUCAAACCGUGUGGACAAUGUGAUGACCGCUCUGUUACAGACCCUUGACAAGUGCAAGGUGAAGCUGAUCGAUGAUGCUGAGAUCGUCCACUGUCCCGAACUGACUCCAAGCUUCUGGUCAUCUGACUUCGCCAAAGUGAAGAUGUCUAAAGACAUGUGGGCAAGUGUAGACUGCUGGAGGUGAUUAUUAUUCCCAACACGUUAAAGAUUUCGAUGAUCCAAUGAUGGAUCCUUUGUUUGUCACUUUGCAGAUAUGAUGAUCCAAUGAUGGAUCCUUUGUUUGUCACUUUGCAGAUAUGAUGAUCCAAUGAUGGAUCCUUUGUUUGUCACUUUGUAGAUAGGAAUAACUUCCAGAAUUCCAUAUUUUAGUGCUAUCAGAAAACUGUUCAUGUUUUUGAUUUUUGUGAAAAGGUUGCAGUACACCUUACUAUUUUUAAGACUAUGCACAGGGUUCCAGAACGGUUUUGUAAUGUUAUUUUUCCAUAUUUAUAUUUGUUUGUCCUAGCAUCCACUGCAGGGAACAUUUUGUUUAAAAAAUCUUGAUUAGCGAUAUUUCAAGUCAGUUAUUAGCAAUUACUGUUUAUUUCAUUCAUUCAUUUCAAC
This is a messenger RNA of Gigantopelta aegis, 5204 nucleotides long. RefSeq lists its product as uncharacterized. The transcript is spliced from 11 exons. Bases 1 to 4785 code for a protein of 1594 amino acids. Lineage: Eukaryota; Metazoa; Mollusca; Gastropoda; Neomphalida; Peltospiridae. The record is from RefSeq and is a predicted model, not a curated record.